Messenger RNA from Mya arenaria, 3290 nucleotides. RefSeq names its product glycosyltransferase 1 domain-containing protein 1-like. NCBI's taxonomy places the organism in Eukaryota, Metazoa, Mollusca, Bivalvia, Myida, Myidae. The record is from RefSeq and is a predicted model, not a curated record. Gene Ontology annotation, molecular function: glycosyltransferase activity. The transcript is spliced from 13 exons. The coding region runs from base 231 to 1358 and encodes 375 amino acids.
CAUCUUAUCUUCAUUAGACCUAUUUUUGGCAAGAUUUUUCACCGGUGGAGUCUCCGCGAUUUUGCAUUUUUUUCUAAUCGCGCUUCAUCACGGAUGCGAAAUAGUGGCUCCAGGAACUGUUUAUAAAAAGAGCUAAUGACACUUCCGAGCUAGAGCAAAAGAACGGGCAUCACUGUCAUAAAACUACUUAUCAGCUAUGGAUGUGAAAUGAGGGGCGGAACGAGGUGGAGAUGGAUGUGCGAGUACUCUUGCUGUCACCGCUCAACAAGCGGUCAGGGAACCUGGCUACCAUUCAGAGAAUAAGACAUGAGUUAGAAGCGGGCGGGCUAGAUUGCGUGCUGUCGGGGCCGGACCAUCCUCCUGGGGGAGGCGAUUGGAACGACUACAUAAGGGAUGCAGGCAUCUCCGUCGCCGUCGGCAUACACGCCUUCAAGUGCGGCAUUGUUCUUAAAGACCUCAGUUGCCCCUAUAUCCUCAUCGUAGGCGGCACGGACGUCAAUGGGGCGCCGGAGAACGGCUGUCAGGAGGACGUUAUGACCCAAGCCGUUCGCGGAGCAGGUCCGGUUGUUGCAUUCAGCGAGGCUAUGGCGGACGCAUGCAGACAGCGAUGGGCAUAUCUAGAGGAGGAACGCCUAUCAGUAAUACCUCAAGGGGUAGAAGUUUUACCGAGGUCGACAUUCCGUAUAAAACACUAUAUUCGGGAAAACGUCUUAUCAAUCCCAGCACACUGUCCACAAAACCCACUUCCGGUGAUGAUGAAGUUUGAAGAGUUCCUUGCUCAGCCAAUUGAAAGUCUUCAACUAAUCACGUGGGUCGGAGGAAUCCGCGCCGUUAAAGAUCCACUGUUUGUCAUGGAGCCUUUCGCUAAAUGGAGACUGGCAACCAAAAGAAUGAACUGUUAUAUGGUCUUAAUAGGGAGUAAGUUAGAUGAGCCUUACUUUCAGCGGUUCUAUGCAGCGCUAUCAAGGUGCCCGGGCGUGGUGUACGUAGGCGGUCUGGAUCACGAGGACGCUCAGGCGGCAGUCAGUGUCAGUAAGGCACUGGUCAACUCCUCCGUUAGUGAGGGCAUGGCGCUGUCUCUUCUAGAGGCAAUGGCCCUAGGGACUCCUGUGUUGGCGAGGAAGAUUCCGGGUAACGCGGCCAUCGUGGAGGAUGGAACCACCGGCUUCCUGUUCGAUACAGCUGAGGAAUUCUCUUCAAAGCUGGAAACAAUUUUCGUAGACGCGGAGGCCCGGAAGAGCGUGACGUCACGUGCGCGGGCGUACGUGACGGAGAAACACUCGCUGGAGGCGGAACAGGCUGCCUACGUCAGGCUCGUCCAUAAAGCGCUCAAUAACUUUCGAGUGAUGUCAUCAUGACAAUGUGACGCAAUGUAGAAUUUCGAGAUUAACAGGACUUUCACUCUUAUUGAAUGAGAACGGUUUAUAACUUAGAGAAUUGUGAUAUUUUACAUUAUGGAUUAAAAUAUUUUCUGGUAAAUGUUCCUUAGGUGACCAUAUAUCAUAUUCCUUCACCCUAUUGUGAUUCAUAAUAAAAACAUGGCCGCCAGGGGCGGGGCUAGUUUUCACUAUAUGUUGUAAGAGUUAUAGUUUUCUACGUUUUUAUUAACUUUUGUUAGUGUUAUUGCUAUUUUUGAGACGUUAUUACGGUGAAGUUAUUUCGUCCAAAUGUUUAAAUAAUAUUUGUUUUGAACGUUUUCAAUGUUGUAUUUUACUUACGACAUGUUUGACAUUAUGUGCCAAGCGGACCAUGUUCAACUGUUCUUGAACUAUGUCAGGAAUUACAAAAGUUUACAAAAUUACAAAUUGUGUUUAAGUUUGAAGUGACUGUGAUUUGUUAUUGUACUUUUCCUGGUUUGUGCUUCCACUUUUUGAAGAAUCUGUGUAAAGCUUUAUGACAACCAUUUUCUUCCUAGUCCUGUGUAUGUGAUUUACAGCGUCAGUUUUCCGUCGUCAGAAAACAGAUGGCGUUCAAUAUAUUGUUUCGUAUUAUGUAUUGCUCAAAUAUUUCACUCUGAUUUAUAUACAAGUCCUUAUAAAUAAGUAUGUGAACAGUACCACUGUGUGUGUAUACAUGCGUACUAAGCUCAAUUUGUAAGAAACAGAAUAAGUAUUUUAGUUAAACCACUGUUUUACGCUGCGUUUUAUGCAAUCCGUGAUGGCGUUCACUUUUUCAGUCUUCGGUAGUGAGUUACACAGUUGUUGUUGUUUUUUUUAAAAAGUUACUAAAGUUUAUGACUAUGUUCAUGGUGGGUACCGGACCAGGGUUGACAAUCAACCAGAUCGCACGACAUGCAGACUGGAAAAUUAUAAUAAAGAAAAACUACAAAAUAGUCAAAUUGCCGAAGCCACUCUAGAGUUAUGGCCCUUGAAUUAUCAAAAUAUUGCAAGUCACAUUUUAAUAUUGUAAUUCUCUAAUGAAGUUAGCCUUUCAUGUGAUGUGCGUCUUGUUUUUUAUAGCAUGAUUAACAAAGUAUUUGUUCAUGACUUGAGAAUCAUUUUACAACAGAUUUGUUACAUCUAUCAUGGACAUGUUAUCAACAGAUUUGUUACAUCUAUCAUGGACAUGUUAUCAUAUCGACUCUUGGACAGUCAAUCUGUACAUUCAUUAAUACCUAAGACUAACUUGCUGAAAUGCAUUGUGUUGUUUAAAUGUAUAGGGGAGAUGUUCUCCCAUGUUUAUAUAUCAUCACUGUUAUUUAUAGGUUAUAAUUGUUAUUUCAUAUGACUUUUUGUUGUUUUUAGCGUUUUCUACCUCGUUCUGAACUUCGUGUUUUUAUGUAAGAGCACGGAGGUCUAGGGAAAUCUUGUCUCACCACACACAUGUGUGAAAACAGUGUCGAUAAUAAACCCAUAAGGUUUAGUACCUUUAGUGAUUUAACUUAUAACAAGAUGCUUUAGUGUGGCAAACUACUUUAAAACGAAUCCACCAUAUGCACCCUUUUGUUUAUUGGUUGGUGUGCUGUUGUUGUUGUUGUUGUUGUUGUUUUCACAAUCUAAGAUGCAUUCACCCAUUAUAAUUUUUUCAAUAAAUACGGUCUUUUCAGUCAUUUCAAACUAAACAAAUAAAAAAUAAUGACGUUUUAUCUCUUAUAGCGUAUUAUUACUUCAGUUAAGGGAGCUAGUGUAACACCGUUGUUUAUAUGUCUUGAUAUUUAUUUCAAUAGUUGUUUUAUGUAUACAUAACAUGACAGUAAAAUGUGAUUCUUGUACGUUGUUAUACAAAAAAAUUGUUUAUAUCAAAACUGUCAAAAUUACCGACAGAACCAAUAAACAUGACAUUUCCAAGAA